AUGGUUUUGUACUUGAGUGGAGGAAAUUUCACAGAACUACCCAACUCUAUAGGUGAUCUUAUUCUUCUGAAACAUCUCAACCUAACAAACACAAAAAUAAAGGAAUUGCCUGCUUCAAUUGGGAAACUCUGGAAUUUGCUAUCGCUGUUUUUAAGUGGCAGUGAGAUAAAAGAGUUGCCCAAGGAGAUAGGACAGUUGUGCAACCUAAGACACCUGCGAUUCGAAAAUACAGAUCAGCUUGAGUUUGUAGCUGAAGGUUUGGGUAAGCUUACUUGUUUGUGUACCUUGAGCAGAUUUAUUAUAUGUCAUAGAAAUAAAGCUAAUGUUGGCUGCAACGUAAAGGAGUUGAAGAAUUUGAUCAAUUUGAAGGGGGAGUUAACUAUAGAAAACAUGGAGAGAAUAACACUAAUCAAUGAUGCAAGUGAAGCUCUGCUGCAAGAAAAGAAAGACAUUGAAAGUUUAGAUCUUUCAUUUGGAAAUAUUAUUAUUGGUGAAGAAACAUCAGAAGAAGAAGAAAAAAUAGUAGAAGACCAAGAGCACCUACUUCAACAACUACAGCUGCCACCUAACCUAAGGUCUCUGUCCUUGACAAGGUACUACGGAAAGAAGCUUCCUAUCCAUUGGCUUGAUGGUUGUGUACACCUAGAAACAAUCAAAUUUCAGUCUUGCUCAUGGAUUGAGAAACUGCCUAGUUUUAGUAAGCUCAAGCGCUUGCAUCUUUAUGAUUGUCACCAUCUAAAAACAUUGGCUGCAAGCCCAUGCUUGGACGAAUUGGUAACAGAUGGAUGUGCGAGCUUCACGCAGCUGCCAUUUCGCCCCAAACUAGAGAGUGUUGAACUUUGCAAUUUAGAUAAUUGGGAAGGAUUUGAAAAAGGAGCUGAGAAAUAUUGCAUAAAAACAUUAGAAAUAAGCAACUGCUUAAAGGUGAAGAGAUUGCCUCACCUUCCCAAUCUGCAAAGGCUGGAGAUUAAUUUAUGUGAUGAAUUGAGCGCUCUCCUAGAAAAGGAAGAAGAAGCAGAGUUUGAACUGAACAUGCCUGCACUGACAGAGCUGGUAAUUCGUGGGUGUCAUGCAUUGGUGGAAUUGCCUAACAUGCCUAUCUUGAAAUCGUUGACAAUAGAAGAUAGUCAUAAACUGAAACAACUAACUUUCAUGGGCAAAUUGGGGAAAUCGAAAGUUCAUGAUUGUGAAAAUUGGGAAGGAUGGUCACUCAAAAGAAAGGAAAAUGAGGACAUUGCCAUCUUUAUGUACAAACUAUACAUAUCUUACUGUUCGAAAUUGAGGACAUUGCCUUCUUUUCCUGCUUUAAUACAUAUGAAAAUUUGUGAUUGUGAAGAGUUGCAUGCUCUUUGGAGGGAAGACGAUCAACCCAUUGGGCUUGAAGUUCUUUGCAUGUGUAAUUGUCUAAAUGUGAGUUUUCAAGUUGACUGGUUGCUCCCACUUACCAAGAUUCGAGAUAUGAUAACAGAUUGGUCCUUUUAUGGUCUACAUUUAACAACUUCAAAUAUUAAAGCUCUUCAGCGUCUUAAAGUACUAGGAUUAUUGGGUAUGCCCUGUCGAAGUCUGUUGCCUGAAUGGUUGUGGCAUCACUCGGUCCUUGAAUCUUUGGUAUUGGAUGGGGCAACAAGAAGCAGCUGGCACGGACCAUGGGAAAAACUGAAGCAACUCGGGUUUCUUAUUAUAGGACAGUGCCAAGAUGACACUAGCCUAGAUGGACUCUUCAAACAUUCACUACAUUCAAGUGAUCAGGCAACUGAGGAACAAUCUUGUCCUUUCGAGGGGACACACUUCUCUGUUCCUCCGAAGCUGACAUGGUUGUCAUUUAUAGGCUGUUCCAAACUAAAAUUGCUGCCAGACGGAGUCCAACACCUUGUCCACCUGAAAUUCCUUACUCUAGAAAAUUUGCCAGAGUAUGGCUUCAUUGCCACAAUUCCUGACUAG
Nymphaea colorata (pocket water lily) is the source of this 1941-nucleotide messenger RNA. RefSeq names its product putative disease resistance protein RGA3. Bases 1 to 1941 code for a protein of 646 amino acids. The record is from RefSeq and is a predicted model, not a curated record. NCBI's taxonomy places the organism in Eukaryota, Viridiplantae, Streptophyta, Magnoliopsida, Nymphaeales, Nymphaeaceae. The transcript has a single exon.